Molecule: messenger RNA, 1214 nt
Organism: Austrofundulus limnaeus
Lineage: Eukaryota; Metazoa; Chordata; Actinopteri; Cyprinodontiformes; Rivulidae
Product: WW domain-containing adapter protein with coiled-coil
Biological process (GO): regulation of autophagy; positive regulation of TORC1 signaling
Cellular component (GO): nucleus
Molecular function (GO): chromatin binding; RNA polymerase II complex binding
Source: RefSeq, a predicted model, not a curated record
UCCUACGUCUUCUGCGUUCCGCUCAGCUCCUUUUGGCCGAGUUAAACGCACACUGUACUUACAUGUCAGAUGAUGUACUGAGGGUGGUUCUUAAUAAACACCACCCGCUGUGCAAUGGUGGUACUCGGAGGACGACUUGUAGCUGGAUGGUGGUAAGAUAGAGCAGACAACAGGAAGCUGGGGGAAAAAAACAACAACUGUAAAGAGCAGACAGGAGGCCACGGUUCCCCCUCAAACACAUAUACACAUCAUCAGGGCCUUGAUGGUGAUGCAUGCAAGGAAACCAACAAGAGUCAGCGAUGGGUGCAACGACCGAAGGGAUUCACAAUCCUAUCAGACCCAUAAAUCUCAGCCAAAGAGCCAGUCCACCAGCCUUCACCGCUUUAACAAGGUGCGUGACAGCUCAUCAGAUCCCAUGCCCCCUUACAAGGUGCUGCGGCGGUCAGAUGAAAGUCCUGUCAGCAGACACAGCGAUGGAACGGGACACAGCAAAGCCAAAACCUCUCAUACUGCCAGAGGGAAAAAUGGGACCAGUGGAUCUCCACAGGAGACCCCUCACAACAACAGUUCUCACCAUGCUGCUGAAUCUCAUCCGAGUCAGAGUAAACCUGCAGACAGGGACCCAGCAGAUGAUUGGACAGAACACAUUAGCUCCUCUGGCAAGAAGUACUACUACAACUGUAGAACAGAGGUUUCUCAGUGGGAGAAGCCCAAGGACCUGCUGGAGAGGGAACAACGCCAGAAAGAUUCAGCGAAGAUUGUGGCUAACAGUUUCCCCAAGGACAUGGAUUACAGACAAGAGACAUUGCAGGAAAAAGCCACAGCUAAAACAACAUCGGGGGACCAAUCCACAACUUCAAACUGCAGCCAGUCCUCCUCUUACUUGUCUUCUCAGAACCUAAUCUGUGCUGCUGGGUCUUUAGGUUCUGCCCCCUCCAACAUGUCGUCCUCCUCUACAGGACAGGGUGCUGCAACUGUGCAGUCACCAUCAACUGCACUGCUUCAGGACCCCGCCCUCUUUCAUCAGCUCCUCCCAGCGCUACAGGCAACUCUGCAGAUGAACAACGGCAACAUGGACAUGGCCAAGCUCAAUGAAGUCUUGGCAGCUGCUGUCACCCAAGCUUCCUUGCGGUCUGUGCUUCAUAAGCUCCUCGCUGCUGGACCUGCUUUGAACAUCACUGCUCUGCUCUCCGCUGCUCAACACUCAAACCAAG